UCUACUCCAAAAUUGUACUACUACCAUCCUAGGUGGAAAACAAGUUAUAGCCUAUAGUGGGAGCAUUAACCCACUCUCUCAACUCUGUCCUCUCAUUUCUCUUCACCACAGCAAUAUUGGGACCUUAAGGUUAGCCUUGUCCUAAUUAUAGCCCUUCUUCAAUUUUGAUCCAUGGAGCCGUUUGGCCAUAGCAGUGAUGUCAUUCUUGAUCCAAGAAGGAAGAAGAAAUGGUUUGACAAGAAAAAAAGAGCUUGCUACAUGAUCUAUCCCAGGUCUAUGGUAAUCUUCUGGGGUGAAAGUGAAAAGUACUGGAGCUGGGAAUACUUUCAAGAAACAAGUGGGGACUAUUUCGAGAUAGCAAAACUCAAACAGGUAUGCUGGUUCGAAAUAGAAGGAAGACUGAACACUUCAGAGCUAUCUCCCACGGUUGAUUAUGAAGCUGUUUUUGUGAUCAAGUUAUCCCAGUGGGCACACGGGUGGGAGACACCCUUGAGGCUAAAACUCACCCUCCCCGGCGGAAAAGUACAACAACGUAGAGUUCCACUUUUGGAAGAGCCUCGAGGGGAGUGGAUUGAGAUCCGUAUCGGCAACUUCCAGAUUGAGAAGAAUGAAAGUAGUGGAGAUAUUGUUGGAAAUCUCAAGACUGCAAGUGGGUAUUGGAAGCAAGGAUUAACUCUUAAAUGUUUCAUCAUAAGACCUGUAACCUGAAAAUCCACAGACCAAAAGUGUAAACCGUAAGGGUAUCAUUAUUUCCGAAAGCAAUAAUUAGCUUUUCGUAAUUUCUGCU
This is a messenger RNA of Coffea arabica (coffee), 787 nucleotides long. RefSeq names its product protein PHLOEM PROTEIN 2-LIKE A1. Gene Ontology annotation, molecular function: carbohydrate binding. Lineage: Eukaryota; Viridiplantae; Streptophyta; Magnoliopsida; Gentianales; Rubiaceae. The record is from RefSeq and is a predicted model, not a curated record.